Trypanosoma conorhini is the source of this 2046-nucleotide messenger RNA. RefSeq lists its product as uncharacterized. The coding region runs from base 1 to 2046 and encodes 681 amino acids. NCBI's taxonomy places the organism in Eukaryota, Euglenozoa, Kinetoplastea, Trypanosomatida, Trypanosomatidae. The transcript has a single exon. The record is from RefSeq and is a predicted model, not a curated record.
AUGCAUCGAAGGAAACAGUUUUUGGAGGCAUUUGCGACGGAUACGGAGGUGCGGGGUACCGACGCACUCACUGGUCCACUCGGCAGCGAAGUAGGUUCUGCCACGAUGCCUCCUGAUGCCGUGAAACUUCACAGACUUUCCAAGAUGACUGGGCAAAGGCGGAUGUCGAGCCGCUCACAACUGGACCGUCUAAGCUGUUCUUCUAUUAGUGGAGUCCCACGCAUGUUGGUCCCACUUAUGCAGCAGGAUGACGGCAACGUCAUGGAUCCUUUACGCAUGCUCCAUAAGUGCAUUCGACAUUUUGCAACUCAUCCUGAAAUUUAUGGAAGUAACCUUCAUGCCCUGUUAGAUCGCGAGCUCAUGUAUGUCAUGCGUGUAAAGGCCUCCGAGGCGGCGCUGCUUGCGCCAGGGAUGGUUCCUGUCAUUGCUUCCACGUUACCCGCCAUAAAUAUUGGUAAAACGAAGGGUGGUAAGCUGCAACAUCCUGCACUAGAGAAAUGCGCUGGUUGGAUGGUCACCCCGCGGUCGAUAGAUGCCGCCGUUUCUGCAGGCACGGUUUUUAGAGGCGAUGGGAUGUUUGGCUUUGGAGCCACAACCUUUGUGGAGGGCACUCCCGGCUUUUUUUCGCUGCUUGAUAAGGCUAGUCGACGCGUGCCCCUGCACGAGGAACGCAUCACGGCAGAGAUCCCUGAAGUUGCGGGUGACAACUCCGUUCCUGCGUCAAGCGUCACUGAUUUUUCGCAUUCCGAGAGGAGCGCUUCUUUGCAGGAAAAAAAUCUACAACAAGACACUGCGCGCGUGCGAUUUCUUGCUUCUGAGAAUUCUUCCUCCCCGUCUCCCACCUCCGGACCCGUGCAAGCCGACACUGGCCCAAUGCUGCUUGUGGAUGGAACAAGCUACGAGGUGUCCUUCUUGCGAUCGCAGCUGCAGCAGGUCGAGGCGGCGUACAACGCCAAGUGCAUUUCACAUCAUGAGUUGCAGCAGGAAAACACGCAACUGAAGUCGCAACUAACUGCGACAGAGAAAAAAAAACAGCAGUAUCUAGCAAGGAAUCAAGAGAUGCGAGUACAGAUAGAGAGCAUGAAGCGAGAGUUGGAUGCCUGGAAGCAGCGCGCCAGUGAGUUGAAUGUCGCCGGACAGGGCGCCAACUCUCAUGUUUCUUCCGAAAGUUCACGUCGUGUGCAAUUGAUGCAGCUUGGUCAGACAAAACGUGAGUUGUCACACAUGUCGCGUCUUUGGAGAGAGACGGAAAAGUCUUUGCAGGAAACUAAAAGAGCCUUGGAGAGUGCCGAAAAGGAGGCGCAACUUUCGCACAGUUACCUGGAGGAUGCCUUUCACUUGAUUGAACGCCUGGAGCGAAGAAUCGUGCGACGUGACCAUUACAUCGGGAUACAAGGGCGACGUCAGGCUUCCUUAGAGGAAAAGUACGAAAAACUCAUGUGGUGUCUUGAGGAGCUGCGAACUAUAACUGGAGGAAGCUCCUACGUGGACUAUCUUCUCUCGCAGGACGACGCGUGGUCAUUGUUUCUCUUUGUGCGUCUACAACGACGUUUUAUGGGAUACGCCCAGAUGGAAGAGCCCAUCCCCGCUAAAACGGAGCCGCUCUUCUUCCGACGCACACCACUUGGGGGUCGGUUUGUUGACAUGUACAGCCCGAGCCUCCUUCUUCGACUCGUGACGGAUCAAGGCUGGGGAACAACGGAAAGUACGGAGAAACUGCCGACGAUACAAUUGAAGGCGCAGCUACCGCGCUGGCGUGGGAUGUAUACCAUUGAUUUUAUGCCCCUCAGCGUUGCUGAGCGCUCGGAUGUUAAUAGUGCAGAAAAUACGAUAACGCGCCUUGAAGUCUCGCGCCGUGCGUUUCCUGUUCUUUCACUAGCAUCACUACUUCUUCCGCGGCAAAACGCCACUUCGAUGACUGACGUCCAUGAGGAUGAGGAGGUGCCAAACACGGCACAAUAUGAUAAGGCGGCCCUUCGUCUGGUAUUAUAUUCCUUCUGGAGUGAGCGGCUAGCUCACUAUAAAAAGAAAUGGAGAGGCGUGUGA